CCGUCACUUCCGGGUCUAGUCGGACAGGGUUGUGGAGAAAUUAACUGGUUGUCAUGAUAUUUAGCUAGCCAAUCUACAAAUGACAGACAAAUAUCAAAUUAUACAGAGUACACUACCCAUGUCAGGGCUCAAGAAGGAUUGUCGAGGUAUUGUGCAGCUCUUUUUUGAUAGACAGGAAUAUUUUAUCUUGUCCGCAAACCCAUCGUGAAUAGCCUGCUGAGUGACCUGACCAGGUGGUGUUGGCACCUUUAUGUGCCAUCUGAUUCCAAGUCCCUGAGGAACCUUAAUACAGAAGAUGAACGGCCUGUCCAUUAGAGAGCUAUGCUGCCUGUUCUGCUGCCCUCCUUGCCCCAGCCGCAUCGCAGCCAAGCUGGCCUUCCUCCCUCCAGAGCCUACCUACGCAAUGCUGCCAGACCCAGAGGCUACAGCUGCGGCAGCAGCCGGGACCACGCCUGGGGGUGCACCCCCCUCUCUGGGGGCUCCGGGCCUGCGCUCCCGGCUGGGUGGUGGUGGGGGGGACAGAGGAGGCGGGGGUGGGGGAGGAGAGGGCAGGUGGAAGCUCCACCUGACAGAGAGGGCAGAGUUCCAGUACACCCAGAGAGAGCUGGACAUGACGGACGUGUUCCUGACCAGGUCCAGCCGGGGGAACAGGGUGGGCUGCAUGUACAUCCGCUGUGCCCCCAAUGCCAGGUUCACAGUGCUGUUCUCCCAUGGUAAUGCAGUAGACUUGGGUCAGAUGAGUAGCUUCUACAUUGGCCUGGGCACGCGUAUCAACUGUAACAUCUUCUCCUACGACUACUCUGGCUAUGGUGUCAGCACCGGCAAACCCUCAGAGAAGAACCUCUACGCUGACAUAGAUGCAGCCUGGCACGCCCUACGCUCCCGGUAUGGCAUCAGCCCAGAGAACAUCAUCCUGUAUGGGCAGAGUAUUGGCACGGUACCCACGGUGGACCUGGCGUCCAGGUUUGAGUGUGCUGCUGUGGUGCUCCACUCCCCUCUCACCUCUGGCAUGAGGGUGGCCUUCCCCGACACCAAGAAGACCUACUGCUUUGAUGCCUUCCCCAACAUAGAGAAGGUGUCUAAGAUCCCAUCCCCGGUGCUGAUCAUCCACGGGACGGAGGACGAGGUGAUAGACUUCUCCCACGGCCUGGCUCUGUUUGAGCGCUGUCCCAAGGCCGUGGAGCCGCUUUGGGUGGAGGGGGCGGGGCACAACGACAUAGAACUCUACAGCCAAUACCUGGAGAGACUACGACGCUUCAUCAACCAAGACCUGGCCGCAGCACACGCCUGAGAGAGGAGGAGAGGGUGUGUGUUUGGCUCUGUGUGUCUGUGCGAGUGUGUCUGCAAGGAGCUGUACAAAGUCAUCAACCUACAGUACCUGAAGAGGAGCAUCCAGGAUGCUGUAAAUCUGUGAGUGCGUUGAGGGUAUGUGUGUUGACUCAUGGAAAUGAAUGACCUCUUGAGAUGGACACACCUGUCAGACUUUGGAUGUGUGUUCCUUGAGACUUCCUUAGGCAGAGUGUGUGUGUGCACCUGCAAACUGUCUAAUCUGUGUACAUACAGGUAACUGCC
Messenger RNA from Coregonus clupeaformis (lake whitefish), 1572 nucleotides. Its product is annotated as alpha/beta hydrolase domain-containing protein 17A. Gene Ontology annotation, cellular component: endosome membrane; plasma membrane. Gene Ontology annotation, molecular function: palmitoyl-(protein) hydrolase activity. The record is from RefSeq and is a predicted model, not a curated record. Gene Ontology annotation, biological process: protein depalmitoylation. Bases 296 to 1291 code for a protein of 331 amino acids. NCBI's taxonomy places the organism in Eukaryota, Metazoa, Chordata, Actinopteri, Salmoniformes, Salmonidae. The transcript has 6 exons.